This is a messenger RNA of Austrofundulus limnaeus, 2036 nucleotides long. Its product is annotated as E3 ubiquitin/ISG15 ligase TRIM25. Gene Ontology annotation, molecular function: protein binding; zinc ion binding. Lineage: Eukaryota; Metazoa; Chordata; Actinopteri; Cyprinodontiformes; Rivulidae. The record is from RefSeq and is a predicted model, not a curated record. Bases 332 to 2014 code for a protein of 560 amino acids. The transcript has 7 exons.
GGGGUUGGUUUAGAUUUCACCGUUUAAGUACAGACAUCAGAAGACGGCUGACAUAAGUAGAAACUUGUGUUUUCCUGUAAAACAUUAAGCGUAAAAUUACAUUUGAAGGUCAGCGCACCUGCGGUGAACCUGCCUGGUGUGUGUUUAAGAGAGGCGUGUCUACAGCAGGUUGCUUUUUGCACAGCCUGGUCUGGGACUGCCUACUUUAGUUUGCCAGUUGUGAUUGGAGGCUUGGAGUUGGAACAGGUGAAACCUGAGCAGCUGUUAUUAGAACACCUGUGAGCUCCACCCGUCUCUGUCCUCUUCCUGUUUUGGCUUCGGUGAUCAGGCAAUGGCAGCCAUGACUAUUUCUGUCGAGCAGGACCAGUUCUGUUGUUCCGUGUGCUUGGAGGUUUUGCGGGACCCCGUCACCAUCCCCUGUGGGCACAGCUACUGUCUGGACUGCAUUGAGGACUACUGGAACACGGCCAAGCAGAAAGACCACUACAGCUGCCCUCAGUGCAGACAGGUGUUCAACCCCAGGCCUUUGCUGAGCAGGAACACGGUCCUGGCUGAGGUGGUGGAAAAGUUUCUGACGAGCGAGGCUCAAGCCACUAAACCGGACGAAGUGAAAUGCGGCGCCUGCAGGGGGAGGAGCCGGGCCGUUAAAUCCUGCCUCGCGUGCUUGGAGUCCUACUGCGCGGCCCACCUGAAGGUCCACGAGGAGCGCUUCCACAGGAAAGCCCACAAGCUGAUCCCGGCCACGGAGAAGCUGAGAGAGAAGCUGUGCCCGCAGCACGACAAGCUGCUGCGUCUGUACUGCCACACCGACCAGCAGUGCGUGUGUUCGCAGUGCGUCAAAGAGAGGCACAGGGGCCACGACACGGUCUCAGUGGUGGGCGAGAGGGUCGCUCAGCAGAAGAAACUUAAGGAAACCUCUUUGAAGUCUGUGCAGAAGCUGAGAGACACCGAGAAGGAACUGAGAUUCGUCAUCAAAUACAUCAAGCACGCCACGGAGGCCGUGGUGGAGGAAAGUGAGAGGGUUUUCUCCAAACUGAUCCGAUCCAUCGAGAAGCACAGCAACGAGGUGAAAGACCAGCUCAGAAUCCAGGAGAGAGUGGUGGUCGGUCAGGCUGAGGAGGUGCUGGAGGUCAUCCAGAGGGACAUAGAGGAGCUCAGGAGGACCGAGGCUGAGCUGGAGAGGCUUGCUCACACGGACGACAUCUACUUCCUUCAGAAGUGCAAGAGUCUUCAUUUCCCUUCAAAGACGGUGGAGAUGCCAAACACAGACGCUCUGACGUAUCUGAUGUAUAAAACCAUGAGAGAUGACCUGGUUGAUCUGAAGGAGAGCCUGGACGAAACACUCAGCAAAGAUUUCAACAGAAUAUCAGAUAAAGCAAACUCACUAAAGGAAAGCAGCAACCUGAAGACGGCUGAUAAAACUAAAGUUAAAGACGCAGACAUCUCGUAUAACACUGAACCAAAGACGAGAACUGAUUUUCUACAAUAUUACAACGACCUGACUCUGGACCCGAACACAGCCAACUUCUACCUGAGCUUCUCCGAAGGGCGGAGAGCAGUGACGACCCGCUCCGAGCCGCAGCCCUACCCUGACCACCCGGACCGCUUCACCAGCUGGGCCCAGGUGCUGUGCAGAGCCGGGAUGGCCGGGCGGUGCUACUGGGAGGUGGAGUGGGCCGGAAACGGAGGGGUCUCCAUCGGCGUGUGCUACAAAAGCAUGAACCGGAUCGGGGGAGGGAGUGACUGCAAGCUGGGCCACAACUCCAAAUCCUGGAGCCUGGACUGCGCCAACAAAGUCUGCUCGUUUCAGCACAACAAGGAGAGCGUGAGCAUCACCGUCCCCUGCAGUAGCAGAAUAGGAGUGUAUCUGGACUUCACGGGUGGAACUUUAGCUUUCUACAAUGUUUCAAAUUCAAUGGUUCCUAUUCAUAAAGAGAGAAUCACGUUCACCCAGCCUGUGUACCCGGGGUUUUGGGUGGGGUUGGGUUCUACCUUGAAGCUGUCUUCCCUUUAAGAAUGCAGUUUUGGGAGUAGUU